This is a messenger RNA of Penicillium waksmanii, 1194 nucleotides long. RefSeq names its product serine/threonine-protein kinase. The transcript has 4 exons. Gene Ontology annotation, molecular function: calcium/calmodulin-dependent protein kinase activity; ATP binding. The record is from RefSeq and is a predicted model, not a curated record. Lineage: Eukaryota; Fungi; Ascomycota; Eurotiomycetes; Eurotiales; Aspergillaceae. Gene Ontology annotation, biological process: protein phosphorylation; cellular response to oxidative stress. Bases 1 to 1194 code for a protein of 397 amino acids.
AUGUUCAACAAGCUGUCUGGACAGCCGGAGAGCUAUGAGAAGAAGGCUCUCUACAGGUUCGGACGUACUCUAGGUGCUGGUACAUACGGAAUUGUCCGCGAGGCGGAGUCGACUUCUGGCGAUAAGGUUGCGGUCAAAAUCAUCCUCAAGAAAAAUGUCCGUGGCAAUGAAGGCAUGGUCUAUGACGAGCUGGAGAUGUUGCAAAAGCUCAAGCACCCCCAUAUUGUCUCUUUUGUGGACUGGUUUGAAUCCAAGGACAAAUUCUAUAUCGUCACACAACUAGCAACCGGCGGAGAGCUGUUCGAUCGCAUUUGCGACUACGGAAAAUUCACAGAGAAGGAUGCUUCACAGACAAUUCGCCAGGUGCUUGACGCUGUCAACUACCUACACCAUCGAAACAUUGUCCACCGAGACUUGAAACCUGAGAACCUCCUCUAUCUCACCCGCUCCGCUGACUCAGAACUGGUCCUAGCUGACUUUGGUAUCGCUAAAAUGCUGGAGAACCCUACUGAAGUUCUCACCAGCAUGGCAGGCUCCUUCGGCUAUGCUGCGCCUGAAGUCAUGCUCAAGCAGGGGCACGGAAAGGCUGUUGAUAUGUGGUCGCUGGGUGUCAUUACCUACACCCUCCUCUGCGGUUAUUCUCCAUUCCGAGCCGAGAACUUGACGGAUCUAAUCGAAGAAUGCCGAGGAGGCCGUAUCAUUUUCCAUGAGCGAUACUGGAAGGAUGUAUCCCAGGAUGCCAAGGACUUCAUUCUCACCCUUUUACAACCGGAUCCCAGCAAGCGCGUGACCUCCGACGAGGCUCUCAAGCACGAGUGGUUGACCGGAGAAUCCGCCAGCGACCGCGACUUGCUGCCCGAAAUCCGCACCUACAUUACGCGUGCCCGCCUCCGUCGCGGUAUCGAGAUCGUCAAGCUCGCCAACCGGAUCGAGGCUCUCAAGAUGCACGAAGAAGAUGGCGAGACCGCCGAGGAUAUUCCAAGCCCUGUCGCGAUGGCUGAAUCUGCUGAAGAGGAGCCAUUGGCCAACGGUGAUUCUUCUGCGACGCCUACCACAAAGAAGCGCAGCCUUAGCAAGGUUGCUCGUGGUGCUAUCUUCCGCGAGGUGGUUCUGGCCAAGGUUCGUGAAGCCAAGGACAACGAGGAGCGUGAGAAGGUGGAGCGUGAGGCACGUGAAAAAUCUGCGCAUCAUUAA